Molecule: messenger RNA, 1092 nt
Organism: Phytophthora infestans T30-4
Lineage: Eukaryota; Oomycota; Peronosporomycetes; Peronosporales; Peronosporaceae
Exons: 1
Coding region: 1-1092 (363 amino acids)
Biological process (GO): regulation of translational fidelity
Cellular component (GO): cytoplasm
Molecular function (GO): tRNA binding; double-stranded RNA binding; nucleotidyltransferase activity
Source: RefSeq, a predicted model, not a curated record
AUGGCGCGUCUCCUCAAACCGGACGCUGAAGGCUUUUCCUUCGCGGCGCAGCAGUUGCGACUUGGCCAGCUCGUUGCUUUCCCCACCGAAACUGUCUAUGGGCUUGGAGCCAACGCACUUAACUCUGAGGCCGUUCUGGCCAUUUUCGAAGCCAAGGCGCGGCCGCUAACAGACCCAUUAAUCGUGCACGUCCCCGCUCUGGACGACGCCGUGAAGCUCGUGGACAUGACGCCAACAGGUCGACAGGCUUUCGAAUGUCUGGGCAGAGCCUUCUGGCCUGGGCCGCUGACUCUCAUCGCUAAGGCUGUGCCAGAACUUCCACUGAUGCUGUCAGCCAACACUGGAUUUGUCGGACUCCGAUGCCCCAAACAUCCCAUCGCUCAGGCUCUUCUGAAGGAAGCUAAAGUGCCCGUGGCAGCUCCAAGUGCCAACCGAUUCGGCCACGUGUCGCCUACUACCGCCAAACACGUAAUGGACGACUUGGGGGCGUGCGAGAACUUGAGUGUCAUUGAAGCGACAGAAGAAGGCUGUUGCGAAGUCGGCAUUGAGUCGACAGUGGUGAAGAUUGUGCCCGAGGAGUGCAAGCUGAUUGUGUUCCGACGUGGAGGCGUGUCGGAGCAGGCUUUGAAGCUGGUACUGGAGGAUAACGCCGAGUUAUUAGGGGGCCAGUAUGAGGUGGUGACGAUCCAGAAGGAAGCCAAGAUGCAGACCAAGGAGGCUCAGCAGGCACCUGGACAGAUGAUCACACACUACGCUCCAGACGUGGAUACGUAUUUGUACCAAGCAGACGCAGCUGAGACGAUGGACGCGUCGAGGAAACAAGAUCUGAGUCGCUGGGUGGUUAUUGACUUCCACGGCAAGCUGAGCGACUUAAAGGACCGAGUAGGAGGAUAUCUCGAUCUCUCACCAACUGGAGACGUCGCCGAGGCCUCGCAGCGUAUCUUUGACUCGCUGCGAUGGUCUGAAAACGUGCAAGGCGUCGAGCGUGUGCUCAUUACGGGCGUUAGUUCGGAGACCCAUGAACAGGCUGCUGCACUGCACGAUCGCAUGUACCGAGCAGCAUCCGGCAAGCAACGCGCACUGCAGCUAUAG